This is a messenger RNA of Anopheles aquasalis, 882 nucleotides long. RefSeq names its product caspase-14-like. Gene Ontology annotation, biological process: proteolysis; positive regulation of neuron apoptotic process; apoptotic process. Gene Ontology annotation, molecular function: cysteine-type endopeptidase activity. The record is from RefSeq and is a predicted model, not a curated record. Lineage: Eukaryota; Metazoa; Arthropoda; Insecta; Diptera; Culicidae. Gene Ontology annotation, cellular component: cytoplasm; cytosol.
AUGAACACACAUGUUGUCAAUGAACCAAUAGAAUUUAACACUCAUGAUAUCGCGGAGCCUAGCAGGAACUCAAGUAACCAAACGUCUGGAUCAACCACAAAUUCAUCUACAAACUCGUCCGGUGCUAUCUCCCCUAGGGAAGAGUAUGUUGAUAACAGUGCGCAUAGAGAAGAGAAUGUUGUUUCCGGCUCCCGUAGAGAAGUUCCCCUUGAAAAGUAUGAUUUAAGGAAGAAUGCCUACGUAUUGGUGUUACACCAUUACAUGUUUCGUGAUUCCACACACAACAGAGAGGGCAGUGAAAAAGAUAUGGCAAAGAUUGAAAGGUUUUUUCGUGAUUAUCGUGCUGACCAGCUCAAUGUGAAGGAGAACCAAACUGCUGCCGAUGUACGCUCCAUAAUGGAUGGAUUUUUGCACCACAAUUUCACCAACAAUAGCUGUUUGAUAAUCAUCAUAAUGAGCCAUGGAGUAGAGAGCGAUCGAAUCGAGGCUUAUGAUGGUGAGACGUACUGCUUCGAGGCGGAUAUUGUGGAGAAAUGCACUUUAAAUCGAUCGCUCGAUGGCAAACCGAAACUCUUCAUCGUGCAAGCAUGUCGGGGAGAUUCAACAAUGACAACGGAUUCGAAGAAAACCCAGAGCAAGAAAAGUGAUGUGUUGACUUUUCAAAGCACAUAUAAAGGAUUUUUCGCCUACCGUCACGAACAAAAUGGAUCGGUUUUCAUUCAAAAUUUCUUCAAGCUGUUGGAUCAACAUCGAGACGAAGACAUUUGUCACAUCAAUCAGCACCUUAAUAAUGUUUUCGAACGGGAAAGAAUUCCCCAAAAUCCCACCAUGACCAGCACCCUCAAGAAGCGAUUGAUCUUUGGUGACCUACGCAGAGCUUGA